Messenger RNA from Hirsutella rhossiliensis, 6681 nucleotides. RefSeq names its product transcription factor/nuclear export subunit protein 2 domain-containing protein. Gene Ontology annotation, cellular component: THO complex part of transcription export complex. The transcript has 10 exons. The coding region runs from base 1 to 6681 and encodes 2226 amino acids. NCBI's taxonomy places the organism in Eukaryota, Fungi, Ascomycota, Sordariomycetes, Hypocreales, Ophiocordycipitaceae. The record is from RefSeq and is a predicted model, not a curated record. Gene Ontology annotation, molecular function: mRNA binding. Gene Ontology annotation, biological process: mRNA export from nucleus; mRNA processing.
AUGAAGCGCAAGAGGCCCGACCGCCCCUCGGGUGACGGGCCCCGGCCCUCGCCGCACCGCCCAGCAGACACGCCACUGGCACAGCACGACAGAGACGACGGCGGAGGCAGAGGCGGCCGUGGCCGUGGCCAUCGCGGUGGCUACCAACGCCGCGACUCAAACCCUGGCCAUGGCCGGGGCGGCUUCAACCACCACUUCAACCAGCAGAAUUCGCAGAACCAGCAGCACUAUCACAGCCAGAGGCAGCCAACUCCCACCUCGGCGCACAGCGCCAGCUUCCCCUCGCCCGCCCAGGCCUCUCCGACGCCGGCGGCGAGGCAGCUCAAACCGCCAAGCUCGCCCGCAAUGAUCAAGCAGCCUGCUCCACCCCCGCAAGCCUCCUCGGAACGACCCAAAUACCAUUACGAUAAUCUCACCGAUGACAGAGUCCGCGCUUGGGCCGAGCGAGGCCGCCAUGAGAUUGUGCAGCAUGGCAUUCAGUCACGCGAGGACGUUGACAUCACCGAGCUCUCGAGCCUCUUUCAGGAGUUCAUCCACGCCGUCAUUGACGCUCGCCUGGACCCGGCCGACGCCGGCGCCUGCGUCAAAGAGAUCUUGGGCCGAGAAACAUGCGAUGUGAUUAAGGAUUCGUAUGCAUUUGCGCCUCAUACUCUCUUCCUCGACACCCUGGCCAUUGUCACCGACAUCGAUGCCGACUUGUAUCGGCCGACUAUUCGCGAUUUCCUCGUCGCCACCGACGUUUCCCCUGCCCUCAUGCGCGAAGUGCUGGACGCACCGCUGCUGCACCAGCUGGGCCUGAUCAGGGACACCUUUGCCAGACUCGGCGUCAGGCAGGCCACCAACCUCUUGUACCGGCAGGCGAACUACAACCUGCUGCGCGAAGAAUCCGAGGGCUACUCCAAGCUCAUCACGGAGAUUUUCAGCACCAACACCAUCCCCCCUCCGCCGCCCGGCAAGACGUUUGAAAAGGUCAAGGCCUUGAUUGGUACCUUCGACCUCGACGUGGGCCGAGUCUUGGAUGUUACUCUCGACGUGGCCGCGACCGUCUUGAUCAAGCAAGUCAAGUUUUUCGUCAAAUUUCUGAGAAUCAGCUCCUGGUGGCCUUCGUCCCAUUACAACGAUGGCUCCCCUUUCGUCGGAGGUCUGCCCACCUGGGCGGACCCGAGCUACCCGCACUGGAGCACCACAGAAGAGGACGAGGCCGACGGCGCACGCCGUAAGCUGCAGCGGGACAUUGCCUUCUGGGACCGCGCCCGCGAAGUGCAUCUCGCCGCCUUCUUCGAGCUCGGCGGCAGGCGGGUCACCGAGCGCCACCUUCAGCAGAAGCAAAUCGCCAACGGUCACGACGGUGGAGAGGCCGUCGCCGACGCCGAGCAGCAGUGGAUGCAAGAGACCAAUACCCUGCCCGCGUCCGGAAACCGAGUUGCUGCACAGCUUUUGGGCUUCAAACUCCGGUUCUACAACUCGGAAAUGAGAGACAAGGCAGAUGUGCUUCCCGCCAACCUGCUCUAUCUUGCAUCACUUCUCAUCAAGAUUGGCUUCAUCUCAUUGGCCGACCUCUACCCGCACCUCUCUCCCGAGGACAGCGGCAUGGACCGCGUACGCCAACAGGAGGCGGAGAAGCUCGAAAAGCAGGAGCGAGAGGCGAGAGGCGGCCAGAUGAACGCCCUCCUCAUGGCCGGCGUGCUUCCCCAGGGUGACGACGACAAUCCAGCGACAUCCACUGGCAUCAGAAAAGAAAUGCCCAAGAGGGCUGAACAGGAGCAGAAGAAGGCAGCGGCCGCCGAGGAAGCCGCCAAAAAGGAUAAGCUCCCGGAGCCGAUGGAGCAAAAGGUAGCCCUUCUCAUCCAGCUCCUGACCAUCGGCGCGAUCCCCGAGUCGCUUUUCGUGCUGGGCCGGUUCCCCUGGAUUCCAGAGGUGUUUCCCGAUGUCCUGCAACGCAUCCAUCGCAUCCUUCACGUGUGCCUGGACAAGGUGUACAAGGACAGUCGGCCCUUCCCGGCGCCCGAGGUGGAUUUUCCGACCAAGAGCCUGCCCGACGUUGACCAGGCGGGCGUGCCCAAGGGCAGCGUGCGCACAAACAAACUGCCUCCGAGGAAGACCUGGCGCUGGCCCUACCCUGACGCGUGCGACACCAACGAGACGCAGAAUUAUCGCUUCUACCUCGACGAGUGGGAUGACAACGUGCCCGUUUGCCAGACGGUCGAGGACGUCUUUACGCUUUGCAACACCCUCUUGAACAUCUCUGGCGUCAACAUCGGAAAGGACGAGACUCUGCUCACCAAGCUUGCCAGCAUCGGCUCCAAGAGUCUGGCUGCGGACACGUCCGAGGCCAAUCGCGCCCGUUGGCAGGAUCUUCUGCGGCGCCUCUUGCUGCCUGCGCUGAGCCACACCAAGGCAAACGCCUCGGUCGUGAACGCCAUCUGGGAGCUUGCCAGGCAAUACCCGCUCAUCACUCGCUACUCCAUGUAUGCCGAGUGGUUCGAGGGCCAGACCUCUCGGCUGCCAGCCAUGAAGGCCGCCUUUGCGCGCGCGACGUCCGAGACCAGGGCCACCAUGAAGCGAGUUUCCCUCACCAACUUGAGCGAAAUGGCCAAGCGGCUCGCAAAGACCAGCUACGCUUCUCCCGGAAUCGUCUUCAAGGUCGCCUUUGAGCAGCUCGAGGUCUACUCCAACCUGAUUGAGGCCUUUGUCGAAUGCGCCAAAUACUUCACCGACCUCUCCUACGACGUGCUGGUGUGGUCACUGCUCAGCUCUCUCGGCAAGUCUCGCAGCCGCACGCAGGAAAAUCACGCCCUCACCACCAGCAAGUGGCUGCAGGCCUUGUCCCGAUUCUCGGGCAGAGUUUUCCGCCGAUAUCCAGUCCUGAACCCGGUUCCGGUCCUCCAAUACGUCGACGAGCAGCUUUACCACGGCAACGCCACCGACCUCAUCAUCCUCAAGGAGUUUGUCUCGUCCAUGGGCGGCAUUGUGGACGCCGUCGACUUCACCGACUACCAAGUCCUGUCCAUGGCCGGCGGCGCCUGGCUCCGGCGGCACACCCUGAUCCGGGCGCAGGACAAACGCUUUGAAAACUCAAAGAGCUCAUACCGCCUCAUCCAAGCCCUCUCCGAUUCGAAGCUGGCCGCGCGGCUGCUCAUCAACCUCGCGCAGUUCCGGCAAACCGCCGUUUACAAGGUUCCUGAGGACGAGGCUCACAUCAAAUACCUGUCGUCGACUAUUGACGACUCCCACCAAACGCUCGUCCAGUAUCUCGAUUUCCUCUGGAGUAACCUCGACCCAGUCGACUUUGACACCAUCGUCCCGUCCAUUCCAGUGCUCAUCAGCUUGUUUGGAUUGCAGACGGAGCUCGCAUUCUUGAUUGGCAGGAGCAGCCUGGCACAUCGCAUGUUUCCCUGGAAGGAGAGCAAGGGCAAAAGAGAUGCGGCGCAAGCUCGCCGAUUAGGGACCGACAAGGAGGGUGACGUCAAGAUGUCGGAUGCAAAGCCUCAAGGCGCAGAGACGGCCGAGGCGGCGCCUCAAGACGGCGCCGAUACCGAAACUCAACAGAAACCCGACGAUGCUUCGCUGUCGCGAACCGCGCUCACAGCCCUGCAGCCCAUUAUUGAGUCGGUCAAGGCCACUGUUCCCCCGGCAGUGUGGCGCAAGAUGACGCCAGAGCUGUACACGACGUUCUGGGCUCUGCAGUUGGGAGACCUCUGCUUCCCGGAAGAAGUUUACGUCAAGGAGCGCCAGAAAAUCAUGACCGAGUGGCAGACGCUCGCCAACGAUCGUUCCGACAUGUCGCGCAGAGCUGUGGAUCGCAAGAUGGAAAAGAGAAAGGAGCUCAUGGACUUGCAAGGGUACUUGCUGGACGAGCUCAGCGAACACGGUCUGCGCAAGGCCAAGUGGAAGUUUUACUUGACCAAGAUGUUCCAAACCUCGUUCCCCGAUACCGCGCCCAACGCAGACAGCGUUUCCGACGUUCUCCUCGAGCAGUGCUUCUUGCCUCGGCUCCUGCUCUCGCCGGCCGAUGCAGAGUACACGUUCAGGUUCAUCAAGGCCCUUCACGACUCGAACGCGCCAGUCUUCAAGUUGAUGUCCCUCUAUGACCGACUGUUCAACGCCAACCGAUUGCGAGCCAUCAUUUUCACCUGCACCGUCCGCGAGACGGAGUACCUGGGCCGAUUCCUGAAGCUCAUCCUGGAGGACUUGGCGCGAUGGCACAAGAAUGAGCCGGCACCUACCGACAAAGACGGCAAAGCCUCCAAGGAUCCUAUGCGCCCAGGCGCCUAUGACAGGGAAGGCAAAGGCACCGCGGACCAGCCUCGCCUGGGCUUCGCUCUCACCGUCAACGCGCAGGGGAAGCCAGAGACUUUCGUCGAGCAUCCGCAAUUCCGAGAUUUGUUGUUUCGCUGGCACAAGAACCUUAACAUGGCCCUCAAGGCUUGCCUGAGUGGCUCUGAGUGGAUGCACAUUCGCAACGCCAUCACUGUGCUCAAAGCCGUAUUGGAUUACUUCCCUGCCGUGGACUUUAUGGCUACGCAGUUCACGGCGCAGCUGCAGAAGAUUUCGAAACGCGAGGCGGUCGCCAAGGCAGGUCCGGAAAGCGAGGAAGGUGGACGUGUCGACUUGUCCGUUGCGGCGCAGGGCGCCAUGUCGGAACUGCAGAAGAGGAAACCCAAAUGGGUCAUGGUUCAAGCUUUCAGAUCCAACGCCGCGAGUGGGCCACGGUCCGAGGGCGACAAGUCCUCCAGCUCCAAUCUGCGUGCCACUGCCGUGGAUUUUAAACCGCAGGCUAUCAAGCCAACAACUGCCAAGGCUUCUGCCAAGGCUCCUACCACGGAGAAGGAAGACGGCGAGGUACAGGACGCCGCGGACGUCAAAAGUCAAUCGAACAUAGAAAUGCCAAAGGAGCCCCAGCCAUCCAGGCUACCUAACCCAACCAGGGAGGCAUCCGCCAGGCAGGAUGAGGGGGCGGGACCCUCUCGGCCGUCGACGCCGAGAGCGGGCUCGACCCAGACGAACCCUGAAUCUCGCUCCCACAAAUUACCAGACCGCCCCACAGCGCACACCCUGCCAACCCGACCAGACGUGCCGAUCCCAGGGCAUGUUCCCCCGGAGCGCUACGCCCAGUCCAGAGGCGCCGAACGCAGGGACGGCCGCGAACCUCGUGCUACACGGGACGCUCGUGGUGAUCCUCGCGAGGCAUGGGAUGGCAGAGAGACCAGAGAGAGCAAGGAACACCGCGAGACUCGCGAUACUAGGCCUCAUGAACCAGAGCGCGCAGGACGUCACAACGCACACCCGGAUUAUCGAGCAGGCGACGCCAAUGGAGAGUCCCGUGUCGAUUUGCCGCCCCGACCAGGCCAGCACGAAAGGGAUAGGCAGUACCGAGACUCGCGGAUCAGCGGUAUGCAAAAUCGCCACAACGAGACACCGAACCAUCCGUCUGGUCCGCCACCUGUCACAAACGGCCAAGAUCGACCCGCGCGCGGCCCGGAUCCAGAUCGCCAACCUCGAGCCCAUCGGCCAAUGGCGGUGGACCCCAUGGAUGUUGUGAAUGCUGAACGCGGCGUCCUGAUUGAGGACCGCAACGACGGCGCUCCGUUCUCGCAAAACCGACCUCGUAGGGACGAUGGCCACGAACGAGCACCCAGAACGCAGUCCCCACGCUUUGAGGAUCGACAUGGCCGCCCCUAUCCCCAGGACCAGCGAGCGCUCGGCAGAGACCCGCGCGACAGGUCCCCCAUGACAGGGCACAGCUACCGUGGCGAUCGGCCGAUGGAUCGCGAGGCCGAGAGAGGCCUGGAUAAGAUGCGCGACCCGUCGGCGGGCUUUCACCGGCCUGGACUUCGCGGCCCGGAGCCCGAGCAUCGAAUGCCACACCAGGACCAGAACUACGGACGACUGAAUCCUGUCCCGUCGAGUUCUGACGUCCCAUCUGGCCCUCGCGGCCGAGGCAGAAGCGCCACCCGAGGUGGAUACGGGGUACACUCUACGACACCUGGCAGGCCAGAUGGCCGCUUCGGGGCUCCAGAGACUCCACGAGCGUCGUCUCCGGAUCGGCUCCCGCCCACGGGGCCCGCGUCCGGGAGAGGCCGGCCAGACAUGCAGGCAUCUAUUUCGUCGACGGCGACUCCGCCGUCGGUGGUGCACCCCGAUCGGCUGGCCCAGAUGGGCUCGGGGCUCCCCCCGCCUCCGUCCGGACCACCUCAAGGGCACGGCCGACAGGCGGGCGGCGGCGAUAGACACGUGUUGAAUGCACGACAGCCACACUCGGCUGUCAUGGGGCCUCCGCUACCGACGGAAGCAGGGGUGCCAACAGGGCCCGCGUCGUCGAACGAGAGAACCAGGAGCGGUGGAGGCCGACGACAGCUCGCCGGCAUCAACAACAUGCUCCAGCAAUCUCAGUCGAUGCCAGACUUGAACCGUGGCAAUGGUCCAAGAGGGGGCCAGCCACGGCAGCUGCUCGGGGAUUCUGAUGCUCAGGUCCUGACUGGCGGCUCGCCGGCCUCGGCCUCUGGACACGAGCGUCAAGACAUGAUGUGGCAGGACAGCGCCAGUUGGGGGGCUGCAAACGGAGGGGAUGGUCCGCCAAGCAGCCGCGAGCGAGAGCGCAGCCCGCGAGCCGGUCGCGAGGAAGCGAAAGAGCACGCCGAGUAUCGCGACAGAAGGUCAAUGGCGGCGGUCGAGACCUGA